AGUGGAAAACAAUCGAAUGUUGAUGGAAAUUCUUCAUUUGAAACUGCAUCACUUUCAUCAGUCUUUGUUCCAACAUUCAUUCUUGAAUAUGUCGAUGAUGGUAAGAACGAGGGUUUCCAAUUGGGUCAAGAUGAAAUCGUCGGUUUUGUAAAUAUUGGUGCAUUGGAUUUUGACACUGAAAAAACUGAAGAGACUUUAAAAGAUAAAGAUGGUGAAGAGUAUACUGUUUAUCAUGUUGUUUCCACUAGUACCACUGGUCUUAUCCAAUUUAAUUUCACAGUUUCUGACCAUCCAGCUUCAAUUAAUAGUGAAACUGUUAUCUCUGCUGAACAAACUAAAAUUGAUUUUGGUAUUGAUGGCUACUACAACGAAACUACUAACCCAGCAAGCAAAGACUGUGAUGUCAAUUCGAUCAUCAACAGAAAAUGUGUUAGUAGUGGUCCAUCCGACAAGAAUUCCACACUUGCCCUCGUUUCGUUCUAUGCUAUCAACAAAUUUGGUAUGAAGGCAAGUCUUGAACAAGAAAAAAUUGAAGCUGACAAUAAAGAACAAGGUUUCCAUGCUGGUUUUAACUGGGUAAAACAUGCCAGAUAUUCACACAAGGGUAAAGGCAAGGGUCACUGUAAAGUGCAUGCCGAUUCCAAAGACGAUGACAACGGUCUCUACGGCUCUACUAAUCUUUCUGGAAUGAUCUCUGGCAAAUCUACCUACAAACUCCUUAGUUUUUCAUUCAGCAAUGUCACUAGACCAGAUCAAGUUGCUUGGGAUCCAGUCUUAGGUGGUGCUGCUUCUGAAAUUAACAAUGGCACUUCCUCAAGCAAU
Messenger RNA from Dictyostelium purpureum, 822 nucleotides. RefSeq lists its product as uncharacterized. The record is from RefSeq and is a predicted model, not a curated record. The annotation marks the transcript as partial. NCBI's taxonomy places the organism in Eukaryota, Evosea, Eumycetozoa, Dictyosteliales, Dictyosteliaceae. The transcript has a single exon.